Messenger RNA from Colletotrichum costaricense, 264 nucleotides. Its product is annotated as mutanase. NCBI's taxonomy places the organism in Eukaryota, Fungi, Ascomycota, Sordariomycetes, Glomerellales, Glomerellaceae. The transcript has a single exon. Gene Ontology annotation, molecular function: glucan endo-1,3-alpha-glucosidase activity. The record is from RefSeq and is a predicted model, not a curated record. The coding region runs from base 1 to 264 and encodes 87 amino acids.
AUGUUUCUGCCAUUCGUCAUUAACACCUACAAGGCUGGAAAGACCUCAUUCACUAGAGAGGGCCUUCCCGUCUGGUACCGUAGGAACCCUGGUCGUGCUUGUAGCAAUGGCAGCACAGUUAGCAACACCGCGGCCCAGGUUCAGGAGGAAGGAGACCCGGCUGAUUUCGCCGAGGACAAGAUUUUUUUCACGGCACUUCUCUCCGAGUUCGCCCUCCCACGAGUCAAAGUUGGCAACGGAGAGUGGACAAAUGUGAUGUGGUAA